UUCCAUGACAACAUCAGUUGAAUUUUUCUUGUGUUGACAACUUGUGUAUAUUGUUACUUUUUUUUUUUAUUAAUUUAAUAAUGUUUAAUAAUAAAAAAUUAAUUGUCAUCAGUUUAUUUUUAACAAAUAUUGUUACAUGUUUUUGUAAUAAUAUCGAGUUAGACGUUAAUGGAUAUAUUGCAUAUUGUCCCUGCAUGGGUCGAUUUGGAAAUCAAGCGGAUCAUUUUUUAGGUGCGUUAGGUUUUGCGAAAUCUUUAAAUCGCACUUUAAUUUUACCCGCAUGGGUUGAAUAUCGAAUAGGAGAACUCAGAUCGUUACAAGUUCCAUUUGAUACUUAUUUUAAUGUGACGCAUCUGAAAACUUGCCAUAAGGUCAUAUUAAUGGAAGAAUUUAUGAAAGAAAUUGCUUCAAAUGUUUGGCCAUCGGAAUAUAGAAUAGCUUUUUGUUAUUCGCCACGGGGAAAUACGACAAAUUGCAAUCCAAAGGAAGGAAAUCCCUUUGGUCCAUUUUGGGAUACAUAUAAUAUUGAUUUCGUUGAUUCGGAAUUUUAUGGACCAAUGCAUUACGAUAUGUAUCAUGGCGAUAUGGCGAAUCAAUGGAAGAAAAAAUAUCCCGUUGUUACGUGGCCAGUUCUUGCAUUUACGGGAGCACCAGCAACAUUUCCUGUUCAACUAGAGAAUAAAUAUUUACAAAAAUGUUUACAAUGGACUGAUGAUAUUUCCGAGAGAGCGAAAAAUUUUAUUAAACAAAAACUCCCAGCCGGUGCAUUUAUUGGAAUACAUUUACGUAAUGGAAUUGAUUGGGUCAGAGCAUGCGAAUUUACAUCAAGUAGUCCAAAUCUUUUCGCUGCUCCCCAAUGUUUAGGUUAUAGAAAUGAACGUGGAAAAGCAACAUCAACAAUGUGUUUUCCACCUCUGGAAAUUAUUUUACGUCAUAUUAAACGUGUAAUUCGCAAUGACAAUAAUAUUAAAUCAAUAUUUGUUGCAUCUGAUAAUAAUUACAUGAUCAACGAAUUAAAUAUUGCUCUAGCCAGAAUGGAGGUUCGAGCGUUUAGACAAGAAGAACCUGUGUCUUCGCAUUUAGAUCUUGCAAUUCUUGGAAAAGCAAAUUAUUUUAUUGGCAAUUGCAUAUCAACAUUUUCCGCUUUUGUAGCACGCGAACGUGAUGUUAAAGGUCUUCCCACAUUUUUUUGGGGAUUCCCACCAGAAAAAGGAAGUGCCAUUUCUAAUAAUCAUGAGGAACUGUAAAACUUGACUAGUCAAAUUUCAUGUAAAAAGCAUAUCAUUAAUAUUUAUUCAAACAAAGCAACAAAACAAUGAGAUUAUUUUUUUUUUAUAACAAAGAUUUUUAUACGAAAAAAAAUAUAAAUAAGAAUAAUUUGUAUUUUUAAUUUAUAAAUAUUUUUUACGAAGAACAA
Molecule: messenger RNA, 1417 nt
Organism: Leptopilina boulardi
Lineage: Eukaryota; Metazoa; Arthropoda; Insecta; Hymenoptera; Figitidae
Gene: O-fut1
Product: GDP-fucose protein O-fucosyltransferase 1
Exons: 6
Coding region: 81-1247 (388 amino acids)
Biological process (GO): protein O-linked glycosylation via fucose; Notch signaling pathway
Molecular function (GO): peptide-O-fucosyltransferase activity
Source: RefSeq, a predicted model, not a curated record